Candidozyma haemuli is the source of this 2277-nucleotide messenger RNA. RefSeq lists its product as uncharacterized. Gene Ontology annotation, cellular component: membrane. Gene Ontology annotation, biological process: proton transmembrane transport. Gene Ontology annotation, molecular function: antiporter activity. The coding region runs from base 1 to 2277 and encodes 758 amino acids. The transcript has a single exon. Lineage: Eukaryota; Fungi; Ascomycota; Pichiomycetes; Serinales; Metschnikowiaceae. The record is from RefSeq and is a predicted model, not a curated record.
AUGGUUUCUACGUCGUCUGUGGCCGGUAUCGUUUCGGGCCGUAAUCCUUUGGAGUACGUAUCUUCGUCUCCAUACACGCUAUUCUUGUUCCAGGCAGUGUUCAUCUUGUUCCUAUGCCAGGUGCUCCAUUGGCCUUUGAGGAAGCUACAACAACCUAAGGUUAUUGCUGAGGUUGUGGCUGGUAUCUUGCUAGGGCCCACGGUGUUGGGCCGGAUUCCAAAUUUCACAGAAACCGUGUUCCCAGAGGAGCUGAUUCCAGGCAUGACUUUGAUCGCCAAUGUUGGUAUUAUCAUGUUCUUGUUCAUUGUGGGCUUGGAAGUUGACCUCCACUAUAUUAAGAAGAACCUUAAGGUUGCUGUGUCGGUGGGUUUAAUCAACAUGGCCAUUCCGUUUGGCUUGGGCUGUGCCAUCUCGGUUGGCUUGUAUAACGAGUACAGAACUGACCCAGGAAUGGAGUCCAUUGAGUUUACCACAUAUAUGGUUUUCGUGGCAGUGGCCUUGUGUAUCACUGCUUUCCCCGUGUUGGCUCGUAUUCUUGUUGAAUUGAACUUGAUUGGCGAUAGAGUCGGUACGAUUGUCUUGGCUGCCGGUAUCAUGAACGACUUGACAGGCUGGAUCUUGCUUGCGUUGGUGGUCACCUUGAGUAACGCCGAUAACGGAAUCAAUACCCUUUAUAUUUUGCUUUUGACCCUUGCUUGGUUCCUUCUUUUGGCUUUCCCUGUUCGUUUAGCCCUUAGAUGGUACUUGAAGAGAUUCACCAACGAGUUGGCUACAGGCGAGCCUUCCCAGUUGCUGAUGGUCAUUAUCAUCGCAAUGGUUUUUAUUUCUGCUUUCUACACUGAUAUAAUUGGUGUUCAUCCGAUUUUCGGUGCGUUCAUGGUGGGUGUUUUAGUGCCUCGAGACAACGGUUAUGUGAUUAAAAUUACUGAAAAACUAGAGGAUAUGGUGCACAUUGUCAUGAUCCCUAUUUAUUUUGCCUUGGCUGGUUUGAAUGUGAACUUGGGUGAUUUGGAUAGAGGUAUUGACUGGGCCUAUGUUGUUGGUGUCAUCUCCUUGGCUAUGAUUGGUAAAGUCGCUGGAGGUCUUAUUGCCGCCAAGAUGAAUGGUCUUUUCUGGAGAGAGUCGCUUACGGUCGGUGUGUUGAUGUCAUGUAAGGGUAUUGUGGAGAUUGUCGUGUUGAAUGUUGGUUUGAAUGCCAACAUUAUCUCUAGAAGAGUCUACUCCAUGUUCAUCGUCAUGACUUUGGUGACAACGUUCUUGACCACUCCAUUGACCUUGUUGUCUUACCCAGUGAGCUACAGAGAGCUGGUUGCCCGUCACAGAGGUGCUAUCAAGAAGGAUACUGACACUGAAGGCGAAUUAUUGGGCUCUCCAUCUGAAUUGUCAAUCAAGAACUUAUACCGUUUCAAGAUCACAGAUAUCCUUCUUUUGCUUAGAAAGAUUGACACUUUGCCACACGUUCUUGCCCUUUUGAAGGACUUGACUUAUGAUGAUUUCGACUAUGACGUUAAAGCUAUCCACUUGCGUGCCUUCUCUUCCAGAACAUCGCAUUUGCUUGAGGCUUCUUCUGCUGCACCAGAGACAUUUGAAUCUUCUCCAACGGAUUUGACCAACUCGCAGUCGAUUCUUUCCAUCGUGAAAGCUUUCAGCAGUAUGUUGGAUGUCCACUUCUCGUCAAAGUCUAUCUUGGCUUCCCAGAGAAACUACGCCACGGCCAUCAACGACCACAUUACUGGGCCUGCAAACUUGUUACUCACUUCUUACACCGUAAAGAGUAUCCUUGACUUGACCGAAGAAGAGAAUGAUUUCGACAUGUCUUACCGCUACAUCUUGGAAAACUGUGAGUGCCAUAUGGCUAUCUUACUUACCACUGAGCCUACUAGAACCGACCGUGAGUCGACUGUUAGAAUGGUCUUAGAGCACGACAACUUCAUGAGCUCUACUGACUUGCUCAGCUUGUACUUGGUAGCUCAAUUGGCCAAGGUACACCGUAAUGUACACAUCUACGUCAGAUCCAAUAUGACUGGUACUAAGGACUUGGAGGAGCAGUUCGAUGAAUAUGUGAAGUCUAGCGGUCCUGACGUCAGUCUCAGUGUUUCUCACUUCAGAGAGUUCUCUGAUAUCUCGGGCGAAGUGAAGCACGACCCUGCAUUGGCUGGCGACGUCUUCGUUGUCUCCCACGAAUACUUGGAAUCUGAGGUUAGAGAUGAACUUUUGAGAUUCACUAUGCGCGAGGAGGUUGAGUUGCUCGCUGUGAAGGCUGCAACUUCGGGUUAA